Molecule: messenger RNA, 2283 nt
Organism: Ruditapes philippinarum (Manila clam)
Lineage: Eukaryota; Metazoa; Mollusca; Bivalvia; Venerida; Veneridae
Exons: 6
Coding region: 179-1873 (564 amino acids)
Source: RefSeq, a predicted model, not a curated record
AGCUGUCACAUCAGUUGAUUAUGCCACGUUAAAUCCUCGACAUAAUAUGCAUAUAUCAAACAUCCAUAGAAUCGAACUCGAGUCAAUCCACUCAAAAACUUUGUUGAGAAGAAAUGUUCCCUUAUAAAACCACGUGACAGGUCAAAUUUAGAUUAAAAUCAAAUAUUAAAGCAAAAUAAUGCAGAGAAAACGGACACGUGGAUAUUACGGUGAUACUGUGGAAUUUGGAUCGCAUAUUUUACCCGUAGCUAGAAUGAGGAAACUUACAAUGUCAAAUUCUGUCAAAUAUGUUGUGUUGCUAGUAAUAGUUUAUAUUGUUUAUUCUGUAUAUCAAAAGGAAUCAAAUUCUAAAGCCGAAAAAGACUUCCGACAGGACAAAGAACGAAAUAAACAAACUGCACUUGAUCCGCUUGACAACGAAAAUGAUGAUGAAAUCGUCAGAGGAGAAAUAGAUAGACGUGUCAAACAAGAAAUAAAGCGAGUGUUUGAAGAGAUCCAACACCAGCAAGAAGAAAAAGUAAACAAAGUUGAAAAUGAGAAACAUGAUGUGUUCAAAGAUUAUAAAGAUGUUUUAGACAAAGUUAAAAACGGUCAAGGUGAAAUUAAUGAAAAGCAAGAUUGGCAAAACAACGGCGAAAAUGAUUUAAACAACGUCGUUGACAAGGGUACUAAGGGAUUCAAUAACAAAGAUGUAUUUUACGACAACAAAAAUGCUGACAUUCUUGAAGAAGAAAAUGAUGAUGAAAUGUUUGACGUAGAAGAAGACGAAGAGAAGGAAAAAGAAGAACUUGAAGUUGAGAAAGAAAUUGAGGAGCGUUUAGCGGAAGCGUUUAAGGAUGCUAUACACGAGGCGGCUGAAGAAGUACAAAAGGAAAAUGACGUUGGCGCAGACGACAACGUUCAAGAAGUUGUACAACCUGAUAUUGCCAAAAACGUUGAUCACAUGGAAAACGUACACGUUCCAGAAAUACAGCAAGUUUUCCAGAAGAAAGAAGAGUUUCAUUAUGCUGUGAGAAACAUAGGAAAUAAACUGAACCCACAUCAAAUUCAAAUUAUGAACGAAAAGGCUCGCCGCGAUGCUCUAAAACAAGACGAUGACCAUGAGUUUCCUCCCUUUGUUACAGCUGUAAGGGCGACAACUGUAAAAGAAGUUAUACAACUCAUUGCUUCUGUUCAAGAAUUUUUUCCAGGCAGGAAAAUAUACGUAUAUGACCUAGACCUUGACAAAGAUACUAAGCGAAAGCUGAUGUCAUAUUGUGGAGUGAAGAUGCGGUUCUUUAUGAAAGAUAUCUUUCCGAGCUAUGUUAAAGACUUGGACAAUCUCCAUUGGAAACCCCUUGUUAUGCAGACAGCCCUCGCAGAGUUUGGUCAUAUGAUAUGGGUCAACCCACGGUACCGUUUAACCACCCAGGAGAUUGCGCCACUGAUUCACGAGUCACACGAGACCGGUAUUCUAGCAGUUGGGCAGAGUACAGCCUAUACAACGUUUGCAGCCACCCACCCGGACAUGAUCAAAUUCAUUCCUACAAAUAUAGAAAAAUUAUCACGUGAACUGCAUUUUGAAAUACGCGCCAUUUUUAUUCAUAAUACACCGGAAGUGCAUGAAAAUAUCAUGAAAGUUUUCACCGCAUGCGCAAUGGAAGAUUCGUGUUUGGCUCCGAAUGGUGCAAAGUGGGCAUGUAGAUUCGAUUUUACCGGACGAAAACCAGCUGGGUGUCAUAGAUUUGAUGAAUCCGCUCUUAACAUACUUUUGAAAAAUUGGUUUGACUUUGAUAUGAGUAAAUAUGCAAGGAGAAAUAAUUACUUUGUACGUUAUGACAGUUCAUUCAGACCAGCACUUAAAACUUGCAGGGAUCCAACAGACAUUAAUUAAAGAUAAGGAGUUGUAAAAAGUAUGCAUGCAAAUAAACACAUAAUAUAUAACUUCCAUUUGUACACGAUAAUCAAAUACUGUUUACAGACUUGCAGGAUAUUUUUGUUAAACUGUAUUAUUAAGAGAUUCGUACAAUAUAGUUAAGUUUUUAAUCGUUGAGUGCACAAAAGUAGAAAAGCAAUACAAUGUCUCUGAUUUAAAUGUCAUCCAUCAAAUUGAUGCGUUCACAUAUUUUUUUGAAGAAAUUUGUUUUUAUGUAAGAAAUUCAUAACUUGCUUCAUUACCUUUUCAUUAUAAAAAAUGAAAACCAACUUAUUUUUAUGACAGUAUAAAACACGGACUUAUUAUCUGAUUUUUCCUACAGUAAUUUGUCUUUGUUUAUUAUAGAAAUAUAGUUUUUCACCGUCAAA